Molecule: messenger RNA, 3395 nt
Organism: Epinephelus moara (kelp grouper)
Lineage: Eukaryota; Metazoa; Chordata; Actinopteri; Perciformes; Serranidae
Gene: prr15la
Product: proline rich 15 like a
Exons: 2
Coding region: 799-1161 (120 amino acids)
Source: RefSeq, a predicted model, not a curated record
UUAGAGUCAUGAGUUAAGGUAAAGGUUGGUUUAAGGUUAGGAAAGGAAUUGUAGUCAAUAUCGUGAGUUUAGCCAAAGCCCUCACAAGCACAGCAAGGUUUGUGUGUAUGUGUGUCAGUAGGAGGGGCCAAGCACAGCACCUGUCACUCAGCACCUGGGAGAUGACAGACAGAGGAGUGAAUGUGGACAGUAAACUAUAGAGUACAAGAAUAAAGGACAAACCAGAGGGACGGGAACUGUGCUGUGGACUACUACUAACUCAUCUGAGCUCUCUCUUCUAGUAUUUCAUGUGAUUUGCCAUCGCUACCUUCAGGAAAGAUUUUUUAACUUUGCAACAGGGUGACGGCAUCAAGCAACAUGUUUAUUGGCCUGAUUCUCCAAAUAUACUCUCCUCAGAUGUAAUGUCACUUAUGGUUUUGGUGUAAAUCUGGGUGAAGAAAAUGGAUGAUGGACUCUCCUCUGAGAAGAAACCGGGAUUAAAAGCCUUCAGGUGAGACUUAAAUUGUCCUGCCACUUUGUGGAAACGUCUUAUCAUAAACCGGCACCAAAGAAGCACAGACCUCUGCAAGUAUACUUAUGCAUAUAAACACAGUAGUAUUAUAACAGAGGUCAACAGGACAGUGGAAAUGGAAUGCAGUUCCCCAAAGUGUUUUGUGGCUAGAAAACUGAAAUCUGGAGUUAAACAAGUUUUGGAGUGAAGAGACUGGAAACUGAUCCCGAAACCUGCUGAAGUCAACCACAGCUGAAGACAAACAUCCGUAUCAAACAGCAUUCCCUCCAUCCCACCAUUCAUCCAUCAUGGCAGAGCCGUCUCCAGGCUGGUGGAAGCUGACCUUCCUGAGGAGAAAAAAAUCCCAGCCCAAGGUUCUGUAUGAAAUCCCCGCAGAGUCUGUUUCCAAUGCAACCACUGGCCAGCAUGGGUCCAGCACAGCCACUACAGCUGCUGCCCACCCGGAGAACAUGAUACACAACUCUCAGCUAGAUGCCCGACUGGAGAGGAUCAUGGAUAAAACAACAUCCACCAAGGGGCGCCACGUCAAGGUGUCUCACUCUGGAAGGUUUAAGGAGAAGAAGAAAGUGCGAGCCAGUCUGGCGGAGAACCCGGAGAUGUUUCCAGGGGGUGACCCCACAAAAGAUGAGAACCAGAGGGCCGGGAAGUGACAGUGUGGUGGUGGUUGCUGCUUCAUCCACUGUAUAGUUUAAAAGGGACUUAUUAUGCUUUUCCUUAUUUUAUGUCAUAUAUAUAGCAUUAAAAUGAAGGAUGUUCAUGUAGACAUGGCCAAAGUUUCAAAUAGCAGGGUAAAGGUAUGUAGAAAUAAUUCCUGUGAGCAAAAACCUCAGGUUUGCUACCAUUGUGAACACUCCAUCUCCAACAGUUUUUUCUACUCUGGCUACAGUAUGAGGUCACAUUAUGCUGGAUUUCUUCAUAAGGUCUUCUGUUCCAGGCACGUAGCCUAUACUGCUAAAUGAAGCUACAUGCUAACAACAGGAAGACAUGUAAACAUGGUUGGAAAUUUCUCCCCGGUUUUCAGAUCAUAUUCCUGCUGGAACAGUUGUGUUUAGAAGCUUUUACUGGUGAUUUUGGUUUUUUUUUUCCACGGCAGAGAGUGCCACCAUUCUCCAGUUGAGUCAUUCCCUGUCUGCAAGUACACUGCUAACGUCAACAUCAUUCUCAUAGAAUGGUUUGUAUGAUAUCGUACAAAAAAAUGCAUGCACAACAGUUAGUAUGAUACUGUACGAACUUGCGUCCUACGAAUAACGUUAUGUCCUUAACGUACAGUUAGAAUAGAAUAGAAUAGUACUUUAUUGUCGUUAUACAAGUACAACGAAAUUACCUAAAGUUACCUGAUUAACGCAGAGUUAUUGAGGUUAGGUUUAGGCAAUAAAUGUUACAGCUAGGACAACAAACCUGGUGAGGACAUACCUUAAAAUGACUCAAAGUUCACUCAAAGUUCAAAGUACACCUAGACCACAUAGCAAAUUUAUCCAGCCAUACUUCGUGGAUCUACACAUCUUUAAAUUAUUUUUGAAUUUAAAAAACAAAAUGUUUAAAACCUACUGUAAAAUUCUGCCUGACUUGAAUAAUGAUAAUUCACUUGCCUUUACGUACUUUUUUUUAAUAAAAAGUUCACCCUUACAUGUUAGCUGCAAUACUAAUGCAUAUAUAUACUGUGGUCUACCUUUUUUAAUCAAGACAAUGUAUUUUAAUGGAAUCAACAUCUAGGAAAACAUGAAAUUGAACCUGAAAGAGAGCAAAUAUUCUAUAAAGUUCUCAGCCAUUGCUUAAGAAGUCCAACUGGGGAGGCUGUGGGUGUUCAAUGACUGUUUCCUGAAAAUGAAGAUGCCAAUGUGCACAUGUUGCCAAUAAAACCAGUAGAGGGCAGCAUUGCGCUAUCCAGAACCCUACCCUAACCUUUUAACAAAUUGAACCUGUUCAUUCAAACUCUCCCCUAUUUUAGUUUUGUGUUAAAGUAUCAAAAUAGAUGUCAUGCUCCUACAGUUGCUAUAAACAUUUCAAUUUGGUUUGUCAGUGCUCCAAAACUUGGGAUUUUUUUUUGUAAAUUAAUUGUAUGAAUAAAAAGUGUCUGGUUUUAAAAGUAAAUGAUUUGUUCUUGCAGUUGUAUUUUUUAUUUUAGACUUACAUCCAUGCCAAAAAAUGUAUAAAGAAUAUACAUUAACAGAUGUGAAUAACAGUAAAAAUUAAGAAACGUGGCUGUAGGGAUGAUACUAUAACCUGUCCAGUUACCCAACACGUGUGUGUGUGUGUGUGUGUGUGUGUGUGUGUGUGUGUGUGUGUGUGUGUGUGUGUGUGUGUGUGUGAGUGUGUGUGUGUGUGUGUGUGUGUGUGUGUGUAGGUGUGUGUGUUUGCAUCAAAUCUCGUACCAUGGUCAUAUAAACGGGAUGAAGACAGAGUUAUCAAACUGGACUUUACAUUUCACAUCCCUUACUUAAUCCCUGCACUUGUCAUUUUCAUGUAUUUCAUCAAACUGGACCUGAAGUUUAACAUUGCAUUCAACCUCCACUGUUGAUUUAUUAUUUAUUUUUUUAUUAAUAAUUAUUUAAGCACGUCACAUUUAAUUUUAAUUCAUGUCAACUUUAUAUUCCAUAUACCUAAUAUAUUAGUCCACAGCCCAACCUAUAUUUCCUUGUUACAGUCAACUUUAAUUUAAAUUUUUUUGAUCCCAUUUUAUCUCCAACUGUAUUACGAUUACAUUCUGUGAAUAAUUACAAAAUUUCAAUUUAUUCUUAAUAUUACUCUGUUAAUUUAUCUGUUGUUAUUAUCAUUAUUAUUAUUAUUGUUACCUUAUUUUUGUCUUUUUUUUUUCUUCUGUGUUGUAUCUUUUGGGAGCAAACGCUAUAUUGUAAUCUUUGAAGGUGACUCAUUUUGGUCAUUA